GGGUGAAUGGGCUGGUUGUGAGGGUCGGGUGGCUCAAAUUACAUUUUGUAGAAACCACAUUCCAUACAGUCAUUGGAUAGUAAACAUUAAAGGUGCGCGCUCCAGCAACUGUUAAAGAGGAUCUCUGCAUCCGUUAUCGAUAGACUACACAUGUGUACUUGAUGAUUCUGGAAAUGGCCUGACGCGGCAACUUGAGUUUAUUUUUGGCUCCUCUCAUCAGCCUUGGGUUUAAAGAGUAUGCAUGCGCCUUACUGGAAAUUCAUUCACUGGAAUGCCAGAUCUGUGAUACCCAUAUGAUGGAGUAGGCUUCUGCAGAACGCACUUUACAAUCUUGUGAACUUGGUGUCAGGGUGGCAGAUUGUGUUCAUAUGCAGAACGCAUGAAGACGCUUGCUGUGGUGACAUGAACGUGGUUCGCAUGAACAAGAAAUUGUUGGGCGCUGCCCUGGUCCUGUGUGUCGUGGUGGUGCUUGGUGCCAAGUAUCUACUGGGCAGUCGAGAUGGUCCGAGUGAGCCCGUGGAGGAUGUGUUGGAUUUCAAGAAGCGAGAGACCAUGGCGGACAGACUGCAGGAGAUGGAACGAGAGAACCAGAUGCUCAAGAAACAGCUCAGCAUCUCCCAAGCUCAGCUGCAGCAGACCUACGAGACCUACCAGAAUGUCAACUUCAGUGCAAGCGAUGGCGCACGCCGCAACCAAUCGGCUGACGGGAUGGGCUGCAAGAAUGCGCAGCCGGCCGUGCCCAAGUGUGAGGUCAUCCAAAUCGCAGUGGUCUGCGCGGGCCACAACGCUAGCCGAGAGGUGACCAAUUUGAUCAAGUCCAUUUUGUUCUACCGCAAGAAUCCGCUGCACUUCCACUUCUUGUCGGACGAGGUGGCCCAGGUUAUCCUUGAGACGCUGUUCCGGACGUGGGACGUGCCCGGAGUUAAAGUUAGUUUCUACCUCGCAGAAGACUUCAAGAGUGAUGUGUCGUGGAUACCCAACAAGCAUUACUCCGGUCUCUUUGGUCUCAUGAAGCUACUUAUAACCAAGAUCCUACCAGAGGAUAUUGAAAAGACCAUAGUUUUGGACAUCGAUGUGACUUUUGCCACGGACAUUGCUGAGCUGUGGAGGAUCUUCGUUCAUCUGACCGGCAAGAAGGCCAUAGGUCUGGUGGAGAACCAGAGCGACUGGUAUCUGGGGACAAUCUGGAAGAAGCAUAAACCAUGGCCAGCACUGGGGCGAGGCUUCAACACAGGGGUCAUGCUCUUUGACCUCAAGAAGCUCAGGGAGUUGAACUGGAUGCACAUGUGGCGACUGACAGCAGAGAAGGAACUCAUGAGUCUUCUGUCUGUGUCACUCGCCGACCAGGACAUCAUCAAUGCAGUCAUCAAGCAGCAUCCUUACAUCGUACACAAUCUGCCAUGUGCGUGGAACCUGCAGUUGAGUGACCACACACGCAGCGAGCUGUGCUAUGCUGAGGUCACAGACCUGAAGGUCAUCCACUGGAACUCCCCAAAGAAGCUCCGCGUCAAGAACAAACACGUGGAGUUCUUCCGCAACCUGUACCUGACUUUCCUGGAGUAUGACGGCAACUUGUUGAGGAGAGAGCUGUUUGGCUGCGCGGACGGAAAAGGGAACAUGUCCCUGGAAGAAAAGUUUAGUAAAUUAGACGAAGAUGACCAGUGCUACGAGUUCAGAAGAGAGAAAAUCCUCACCCACAGAACACACCUGUACUACUUGGACUACCAGUACACACCAAAACCGGAUGGCAACGAUGUGACUCUUGUAGCACAGCUGUCUAUGGACAGGCUUCAGAUGCUGGAAUCUAUAUGUAAACACUGGGACGGCCCCAUCAGUCUGGCCCUGUACAUGUCUGAUGCGGAGGCCCAGCAGUUUCUGCGCUUCACUCUCAGCUCGGAAGUACUGAUGAAACGCAAGAACGUGGGCUAUCAUAUAGUCUAUAAAGAAGGGCAAUUCUACCCUGUGAAUUACCUGCGCAACACAGCCCUGAAGCAGGUCAGCACGCCCUACGUCUUUUUGUCCGAUAUCGACUUUCUGCCUAUGUACGGAUUGUAUGCAUACCUCAGGAAGGCUGUGGAUAUGAUGGACAUGAAGACAUCCAAAAAGGCGUUAGUGGUGCCAGCCUUUGAGACGCUGCGCUAUCGCCUGGCCUUUCCCAAAUCCAAGGCGGAACUGCUGCACAUGCUGGACAUGGGCACCCUGUUCACAUUCCGCUACCACGUCUGGCAGAAGGGCCACGCUCCCACCAACUUUGCCAAGUGGCGGACGGCCACCACUCCCUACCAGGUACAAUGGGAGCCUGAUUUUGAGCCCUACAUAGUCAUGAGAAAGGACUGCCCGACCUAUGACCUGAGAUUUGUGGGCUUUGGCUGGAACAAAGUCUCCCAGAUCAUGGAGGUCGAUGCGCAAGGUUUUGAAUUCAUUGUUCUACCCAACGCUUUCAUCAUUCACAUGCCGCACACGCCAAGCUUUGACAUUGCAAAAUUUCGUUCCAGCGACGUGUAUCGGGCGUGUCUGCAAGUUUUAAAGGAGGAAUUUCAGAAGGAUCUCUCCAGGAAAUACGGGUUUGCAGCUUUGAAAUAUGUGGCAGUGGAAACAUGAUAUUCGGUGUCUUUAGAUACAGCAUUUGUAUUUUUUAACAUUAAUGUAAUCGUUGACGUGCCAUUGCAUUUUUGGCCAAAUCUUGAUCCUCAAAAUUUAGUAAUUCCGUCGACAAAGUAAAUAUUUAACUGUU
Patiria miniata (bat star) is the source of this 2734-nucleotide messenger RNA. Its product is annotated as LARGE xylosyl- and glucuronyltransferase 1-like. NCBI's taxonomy places the organism in Eukaryota, Metazoa, Echinodermata, Asteroidea, Valvatida, Asterinidae. The coding region runs from base 403 to 2601 and encodes 732 amino acids. The record is from RefSeq and is a predicted model, not a curated record. Gene Ontology annotation, molecular function: glucuronosyltransferase activity; xylosyltransferase activity. Gene Ontology annotation, biological process: protein O-linked glycosylation via mannose. The transcript is spliced from 18 exons.